Patiria miniata (bat star) is the source of this 1894-nucleotide messenger RNA. Its product is annotated as proto-oncogene Wnt-3-like. Gene Ontology annotation, cellular component: extracellular region. The coding region runs from base 14 to 1114 and encodes 366 amino acids. Gene Ontology annotation, molecular function: cytokine activity; frizzled binding. The transcript has 5 exons. The record is from RefSeq and is a predicted model, not a curated record. Lineage: Eukaryota; Metazoa; Echinodermata; Asteroidea; Valvatida; Asterinidae. Gene Ontology annotation, biological process: cell fate commitment; neuron differentiation; canonical Wnt signaling pathway.
UUUUCCUCGCACCAUGGAGUUAAAAGUUUGGAUGUCACUUUGUCUCAUCUUUGGGAGUUUUGCGAUGAGAAUCGGCCACGUCUACGCCUCGGGAAUGUGGUGGACGCUUGGCACCGCCUACACGUUUGCCGAGGACCAGAUCUUCGACUACCCGUGCCGGAGAAUCCCCGGCUUUCAGAACCGCCAGCUCCGCUACUGCGAGCAAAACGAGGAGUUUGUGCCGACGGUGGCAGAGGGCGCUAAACAGGGCAUCGAUGAGUGUCAGUUCCAGUUCCGCGGCAGGCGGUGGAAUUGUACGACUAUCGAAGGGGACGAGUCCGUCUUCGGCAAAAUUUUGCAAUUCGGUUCGCGAGAGAAAGCGUUCGUCAACUCCAUCUUUUCCGCUGGUGUGGCGCACUCUAUCAGCCGUGCGUGUUCCCGCGGGGAUUACAUCGGAUGUAGCUGUGAUACCAGACACCAAGGGCCUGCUGACAACCCACACCACAUAAUCCCAAACGCCACAUGGCGAUGGGGUGGCUGCAGCGAGGACGUCGAAUUUGGCCUGGAGUUCAGCCGGAAAUUCAUCAGCCCCAAGGAGCAUUGGACAAGGGCCCGUGUGAUCAUGGACAGACACAAUGACGAGGCUGGACGAAAGGCAGUAGCAGAUAGUCUGGAGCUCAAAUGUAAAUGCCACGGCAUCUCUGGGAGCUGCGAGCUGAAGUCCUGUUGGUGGCAGAUGGUACCAUUCCGCAGGCUGGGUGCCAAACUCAAAGACAAGUACGACAGUGCGGCCGAGAUGCGAGUCGUGCGCCAAUCGGACCCACGCGGUCGCGUGGAGGUCCUCGAACCCAAAUCGCUGUUGUACAAACCCCCGACCAAGGCGGAUCUGAUCUACUACGACCCGUCACCAGACUACUGCAGACUCGACCCGGAGUUGGGCUCCCUGGGCACGGUGGGACGGACCUGCAACCGGACAUCGGACGCAAUAGAUGGAUGCCAGCUCAUGUGCUGCGGACGGGGGUACAACACCAUCCGGAGACAGGUCGUGGAGAGAUGUAACUGCCAGUUCGUCUGGUGUUGUAAGGUGGUUUGCGAUGAGUGCGUCCGGAAUUACGAGGUCCACACGUGUAAAUAAAGGGACUAUUGUUUUGUGCACACUUCUUUUCCUGUCAGGAAAAGGUGGUCAGUUAUCAAGAGCACGGUUGGAACAUGUUUGUUCUUAGCUCAUCGAAAGAGUGUUUCCAUGCAAUCCAAAAAGUGCACUGAGUUGGGCUUCAACAGCUUGUACAGUUAUGCAUAACAAUGACAUCUGUUCAACGCACUCAUUACAUUCAUGUUGUAAAAUGCACCAUUUCUAUCUGAGCCAAAAAACUGAAUAAGCAUAUUUGGGCGUACUGAAUACAUUGUAAAUAUAAGCUGGAUUUGAUGCUGAUUAACUUUACCUCUAAUCUGUUGAAGGUAUAAUUAUAGUACAAUGUACCGAAUAAUUCUCUUAUUUCUCGUUGUCUUAACAAGAAAGAACACAAACAAACAGUUUGCAUUCGUUUCGACAUUUUACAGGUGCAUUGGGGAGGGGGAGAUUGUCAUCUUGGUAUUUUCCCUUUUCCAGUAAAAGAAAAAGACAAAAAAUAUUGGUUUGUAUGAUAUAGGGAUUUUGAUGGCAUUCAAGAACGAAGCCAUUACAUUGUAAUGAAAAUACGAGCCCAUGUUAUUUUCUCUUGAACUUGGCACUCGCCUAACAUAAAAAUCAAUCGCGAUUGAAUUUGUAGAUAUUGUUCAUGACUUUGUAUAUAAUUAUUAUUAAUUGUGAUAUAGGCUAUUGAAUCCAGCAUUGCAGGACACAUGUAAACUUUUAAGCCCUGGCAUUUUGUUCGGAAGACAUUUUGUCUGGCAUCCAAAAUCACAAAACACAUUA